AUGCGUGUGUCCAAUCGCGUGGUGCAGAACUGGAUCAGAAACGGCUGCGACGACAUCCACUUUUUCCAGAUCGGCGGCGACCCGCGCUUCUACUAUACCAAGAUCAGGCCGGGCGUCAAAGAGUUCCUGGAGGCCGUAAAGGACAUGUAUGAGCUGCAUGUGUACACCAUGGGCACACGCGCAUAUGCAAAGGAGAUCUGCAACAUCAUUGAUCCUGGCGCACACUACUUCUCCACACGCAUCCUCACACAGGACGAGAGCGCCCGUAUCGACACCAAGAGCAUCAAUCUGAACCACCUGUUCCCGCGCGGCGAUGACAUGGUAGUCAUCUUGGACGACACCGCCGCAAUGUGGGACUUCCGCCCAAACCUCAUCCCCGCUGCGCCAUACGAUUACUUCCAAAUGCUCGACGAAGUCAACGUCAACGUCUCCCAAAUGGCGGAGGCGAAAGCGACAACAGCAAAACUGCACGCAGCGCAUCGAAGGACGAAAUACUCCAAUCAGAUUGCAUUUCCGAGCGACCUCGCCCACGAAUUCACUGGCGCAGGGUUUGACCAGACGACGGGGGAUGCGCUUGCGUACGCGCUGUGUUUGGAUGCACGCGAGCGUUACGAGUGGCAGUCGGCAACGGCUAUCGAAGACAUGCAGGCGACGUGCAAGGGAUUGGGCAUCACGCAGCGCUUGUGCACGCUGAUUGAGAUGUGGAACAGAGACGCCGUUGCCACCGCAGAGACGGCGAGGAAGAAUGAUCAAGCUCCGCGCGAUCCCGAUGCACAUGCGCAGGAUUUGAUUUCGCAGGAGCUGCGAGCGGCCAUCUCGCUCGUGCACGCCGCGUUUCGCGGUCUGCACUGCGUGUUCCGCCUGCUGCCCGUGAAGGCGGACGGACAGUCCGGCGGUGGCGGUGCACAGGGUGCAGCGCCAACACCAACAGCUGCUGCAUCAUCGUCAGCCGCAAGCACCAGCGGUGGUGGUGGCGGUGGCGGUGCGCCAAAGUACAAGCGCAGGCGGCCACGCCACCGUGCUCAGCAGCAUCAACAACAACAGCAGCAUUGGGCACCGUCUGCCGUCACGAGCUCUUCCUCAGCAGGUGGUGGUGUGGGCAGUCAUCGUGAUGCGCGGGAGCGUGGAGAUGAGAGCCAGCCACCGUCGAAGCAGGCAAAGCACACACCAGCAGAAGGUACCGGUCAUGGUGGACAAGAUACAGGCACGGGUGAACGAGAGGACAAGCAGCAACAGCAACAGCAACAGCAACACCACAGCAGCGCUGCCACGAGUGCCCAGACAUUGUCACCACCUAUGCCUGCUGCAUUGCGUACAACAGAGGCGCGGCAGGCUGCACCGUCACCGCGUGCCCCUGCAGGCUGCACCUUUGAGCUUGUUCUGUUUGCACUGCCCAUUGAUGGCGAUUAUGGCGAAGAUGGUGCGCCGUGCCACUUGGAGCGCCUGCGUCUCCAUCUCCUGCGGCAGAUUUCAUGUCUGGCACGAAUUGAGCGGGUUGACAAGGGCGGGUAUCGCAUCCACAUGGGCCGGUGGAUUGCAAACAUUGUUCGAACCCUCGGCGCAAAGGGCAUCGAGGAGGUGCUGCUGAGCCGGCUGCGGUGUGUGGAGCUGACGGAGGCAUGUCUCCUCCUCCGUAUGGCCCGCCAGCUCACACCUGUUGGGCCAUGGAAGGACGAGAGCGACGACCAUGCGGUGCUGUCCCGCCUGGCAUCGAAGCUCGGCGGGCCGGAGUGGCGCGUGCAGCGGCAGCCGCGUCUUCGCCCCCACGAGGACACAGAUGCGCACUUGAAGACCGUCACAGACAUCUGCAAGGAGAUCUGCACCUCCUUCUUCCACGCCUACGACCGGGAUGGUGUUGCGCCCAGCACAAAGGCAAUUCUCCCUCGCCUUCACCGCAAGUUCCCACACUACCCGCCAUGGAUCUUGGAAGGCGUGAGAAUCGUGUUCACGGGCGUGAUACCGCGUGGGCAGAGCGCCUACACGCACCCCGCCUGGCGAAUGGCCGUCAACAUGGGCGCCGUCGUCGUUGACCAGGUGGACGAGCGUGUGACGCAUGUGGUUGCACGCGUCGACGGCACAGACAAGGUCCGACAGGCCCGCAAGAUGGGCGGUGUCCACGUAGUCUACCUCAAGUGGCUGGAGGCAUGUGCUUCACAGCAUCGGCGAGUGGAUGAGGCGCUGUUUGCGGUGCAUAAGGGAACGGAGGAAGGAGGCAAGGGGAGGCCACGACAUCAGCCGCAAGGUGAAGCAUCCGCGCCAACCUCCGCCUUUGACGAGCAAGUUGCCGAGGCCCAACACCAGCACGAGCGCCGCCGCAAGCCACACAGACGAACGCCAGCAGCCGUGCGCGUGCGCGUUCGUCCUGACGAUGAGGAAGAUGAUGACGAGGGGGAUGAGGAGGAUGACGAUGAGGGCGAUGCCGAGAACGGGCGUGCGGUUGGGGAUGUGGACUUGAUUGAGGUUGAUGAUGAUGAUGACGACGACGACGACAACGACGAGGAGGGUGGUGAUGAUGCAAUGGAUGCUGGUGAUUACGGGGACGACUAUGUCGAUGAUGAUGACGCUGACAACGUCGACAAUGAAUCAUACGAAUGAAAUGAUGCUGCAUUACCCGGCGCUGCGUCUGCGGGCUCGCAGCUGUUGUUCUGUUGUGCUGCUGUGCCUUUGUGUGUGGGGGGGGGUUACAUGACAUUACUUUGCACCACCUCGCCUGAUUGGUGUUCUUGUUGCUUGCUAGCUCGCAUGCUCGCUUGUGUGUCUCUGCUGUGGUUUCCCAUCCCAUCAUUGACACAAUGCCAUGUCUACCCUGUCAUCCUUGUGAACGCCAAGCAGGCUAAGCAAUAAACAACCCUGAGUGGCA
Molecule: messenger RNA, 2860 nt
Organism: Salpingoeca rosetta
Lineage: Eukaryota; Choanoflagellata; Craspedida; Salpingoecidae
Exons: 18
Coding region: 1-2595 (864 amino acids)
Molecular function (GO): RNA polymerase II CTD heptapeptide repeat phosphatase activity
Source: RefSeq, a predicted model, not a curated record